CGAUCAUCUUCCUUCGUCUUCGAUGUUUUAGGUACGACGAGCAUUGACUGAUUUCUCCACUCGUUACAACAGACCCGUAGAAGUACUUCUACACAUUUUCAGUAUUAUUUCGCUCUCCGCGACGCCGCUUCAGACUGAAGAUGUCCCCUGAGGAAACCAGGUUCGAUCUAAGGAGUAAAACCUCUUGAAAAUAGAGAUGGCUGCAUGAAACGGCCCUGCUUAGUGCAGUCGCCGACGCAGCUCCGGCAGCUGCGUCUUCCACGACCGAUAUUACGCAAAUCCACUAUAUCCCUUACUGCGGCUUACAGAUCUUGUUCUUUUUCUUUGUUUUCAGCUUGUUCGUAAAAAUCUUCCUAAACCGAGAGCCACAAGUAGAUGAUCGACGAAGCGUGAUUUGGUCGAACUCAUUGUCGUUUCCGAGGACCCGGUUUAGCUGCGGUGCGAGCGGGCAACGCAAGUUCCGACGGGCUCGGCUCGCGAGGAGUCGGAAUAAGUAUGGACGUUGCAGCUCCAGCUGUAGCUGUAUGGCAACCUACACUUCGCUUUUCGAUGCGCAAAGUGGUGGCGUUUUCAUCGUUCUUAUUUUUCGCGGCGCGAGAAAUUCAAAGCGCUGCUCGAGACGGGCCGCUAGUUAGUACGAGCAAAAAUGAUGCGGCAAAGAUGGAGAUGCUGGUAUGGAAAGGAUGAGGAAAUAUGUGAUCAUUGGGAGUGCUUCUGUCCAAACAAAAAAAAAAAUCCCAGCUUGUCGCAGCGGGGCCAUGCCAAUGCACGUCUCUUUGUGAUGAAAAGCACGCACGAAAUAAACUCACUCUAGAUCGGACGGAAUCAGUCAAGUGAGAGUGACUACCCUGCGCGAUCGGGGUCGCGCGCUUUACUUUGCAUGACAGUCGCGGGGCAUGUUCGGGUGUUCCGGGCUGUGCUUUGUGCACCCCUCGGACCCCGCACCCCCCGGGCUCGGUAGCGCAGUCUGUUAAGCAUGACAAAUACAAAACAUAAGAUAACAGCAGGCCAUACCAUAUAAGCGCGCGAAGGGCAGGCUCCUGCGACUUUUCUUGGGUCUAGCAGCAGUCCCUCCCAAGAGAAUCACUCACUUCUACUUUUCUAUAGCUGGCUGUCGCACUGGACGGGAGCGCGGAGGAUGUUGAAGGCGGCGAAUCCAAUUCCCAAACGACCGCUACCACGAGCGCGACGAACGAAGUAAGAGAAUCGUUGGAACCGCCGCUAAGUAAAAAGCCGUCAUCUUGGGCACAACCACAAAUGAACAUCGCCCGGGGCGGAAGGGGUGCUUCUGAACCUGAUCCGCAGAUGGACCACGAUCGAAGUCAUCCGCACCAUCACGCUGGCAAGAAUUUAAAUUUGCCAACUGCGAACGAGAUUACGUCGCGGGAGAAGAUGGAGAUCUGGGAUGACGAAGUGCUACUAGCACGGUUCGAAGCCCAGUUUCUCAUGUACGUGCAAACCAUGGUGAGCCUGGAGCAGCACUUGCUGGACACGAUUUCUCCCAAGGAGCUCUGGAGAUUACAGGUAUUCAUGUUUGAUGAAACGAUCGCGACCGACUACUAGGAGGGCGUGCUUCUAGUUCAAUAAAAAAAUGUAUGACCGGGCACGCGUGGUCUUGCGAGCCUGUGAGUCAAGGCCGACAGUGGUCGUUCUAUAUUUUAUGAGCGGGCUCAGCCCGCCCAUCACGGUAACCAAAACCUGAGAAGCAUGAAUAUGAACCAGACAGGGGCGCCGUUUCGCGUUGAUUUUCCUGUUCUGUGUUUGACAUGCUGGGUUUUCAGGGACUUGCGCCCCUGCCGAUGGUAGCUUGAUUGUGAUUCGCCGAGGGUGAUUAGAGCUACGAUUUCGCUCUGCCUUGGGCCGGUUUAUUUCCUCCUGAUUUCUCCCGUUCUGGAGAGGGAGUGUGUAUUUCCAGUCCUAGUUUCAGACUAGGUUGGAUCUCACCUGAUUUCUCCCGUUCCGGAGAGGGGGAGCGAGUUUGUUUCCAGUCCUAGUUUCAGACUGAGUUGGUACCUCUCCUGAUUUCUCCUGUUCCGGAGAGGGAGAGCGAGUUUGUUUCCAGUCCUAGUUUCAGGCUAGGUUGGAUCUCUCCUGAUUUCUCCCGUUCCGGAGAGGGAGAGUGUGCGUUUUUCCAGUCCUAGUUUCGGGCUAGGUUGGAUCUCUCCUGAUUUCUCCCGUUCCGGAGAGGGAGAGCGAGUUUGUUUCCAGUCCUAGUUUCAGGCUAGGCUGGAUCUCUCCUGAUUUCUCCCGUUCCGAAGAGGGAGAGCGAGUUUAUUUCUAGUCCUAGUUUCGGACAUUGUUGGAUGCCCCCGGUUAUUUCCUGUUCUGGAGCGGGAGUUUUGGUUUUCGAGCAAGUUUCGGGAUAGAUUGAUUUUCCAGCCAGUUCUGGGGAGGAAAGCUUAGUCCUGCUUUCGGACGAUUUUUCGAGUACCGGGGAGAGGGUUGGGAACCCAUUUCCCCCCUGGCCCGAUUCUAUUUGAUUCUCCGGCCCUGGCGCGAGUGAGAAAUGAGUCUUGACUUCGAUCCGCUUAUUUUCGGAGUAUGUUUUGCCACGUUCUCCAGUGUAGGGGCGUGUGGUGUCCCUUGCUUCAGGGAGUGAGCUUCAUUUCUAGACCCAGUCGGGCUUUCUCGAGCAGUCUUUUUCGCCACAUAUGUUCCGUGCUGAUAGAUUGGCUAGCAUCGGCCGAGUUUUUUCGGAGCUUGUCUAUUUCCCCCGCUCGGGGAAGAGGUUUUUCUGGGUUUUCCACUUAGGGGUGGACAGGUCGAUCGCUCCAGGUUCUCGCUCUCCCGCGUUGGAGAUGAAGGCGUCGGGGUAUUAGUCUCUACCUGUUUUGGUUUUCGCAGCAUUUCUGUGCGGCCUUUAUUCCGGGGUAAGGAAGUUUUUCGCCUCCGAGUGCUGGCUUUGGAGUGGCGCGCAGCUCCUCGGUGGAUAGACUUUGCUAUCCGGCUCAGAACUUCUCUAUUCGGCAUAUCUGUCCUCUUCGUCUCCCGGUUCGGAGAAAGAUUUUGGGCCUGGCUUGGUCAAGCUAUUCUUCUACUUUGAUCUCCGGUCUGGAGUCUCUUUUUAUCGGGCUCUCGAGGAGCCGCGCAGGUCUUAGCUAGUUGCGGGCUACGUUACGGAUUCCCGCUAUGCCGUUUUCCGUGGUGAUGAGGGCCACGAGGUUUCUUGUUCUUUCGGCUAGAUAACCUGGCGGUGAUGUCAGGGGAUGCUUUGGGUGAGGUCUAAUUGCUAGCGUUUGCCUCCGUUGUUUGCGGCGGACGGCUCUUGUCAUUCUGACCUUGGUUAUUUUCGUCUCAACUUUGCUCGGCUUUGUGGCACUGGCGGUUCGAAUCCGUUAAACCUAAAAGAGGGCAGGCGCGAGAUGGAAAGGCUGGGGAUUUGCCCGGCGCCUAGUGCGCCGGGGCUUUGUUUUCGCGGAUUCUUGUGGCUUGCGUUUCCGGGGUUCGGCAGUCCCCAGCUCCACGAGCCGAGUAAAGGCUUGAGAGGAAAUGACCAAGGUCAGCACUGGCGCGCGUUGCGUGAGCUUUCUCCUGUUGAGGCUAUCCCCUUCGAGGUGUUUGUGAUUUCUCAUCGACGUUGGAGGAGGUUUUGUCUUUUCGGAACUUCGUUUUCCUCUGGACUUUCGUGUAGCUUCAGAGGAUUUCCAGAUCCCUGCUGCGCCGGGGGUUCAGAUUGUUGUUUACAUGGGCGCUCCAGGUCCUCGUCCAGGUGCAUCGUUUUUUAUACAGCGACGCGCGUGUCCGUUGCUUCUAUAUCUUUGGCUGUGGCCAGGUUUUUUUUUCGGGCCAGGGGGCAAGAAGUGGUUGACUGUGAGUGUGGGAGAUCGUGGUCCGUGCGACGCGUGUCUCCCAUUUGUUCGGGCGGCCCGUCGGUGCGGGUGUCAGUUUGCUACCGAGAGUUUCGCUCUCGGCAGGUUCGUAGCCAGAGGGCUCUGCGCUUUCCCUACAGGGCUUCGGCACUUUCUUUCUUGUGAUGCGCUUCCGCGUGGCACCGAACACGUGCACUGCUUUCCGCGGUUUUCGGCAUGAUUGAGAUUGUUUCUUGACCGCACAGCGACCGCUGCUGAUUUUGGUGUCUCUUUUGUAGUUCCUCCGGCAGAUGUUCUUCGGGGUGUUGACCUGCGUCUCCGGAAGUCGCCCCUGAGGGCUAUACUGUUUCCCGGGUCCCACGGACUUUCCUUGGGUCAUGGUGAGGCUUGCUUCUGUUUUGUGGAUGUCUCGUUCUCGGUACAGCUCUUGCGUUGAGCUGAGUACAAUAUCCUUUGCAGAGGAAGCUUGCGUGGGCGUUACGAGCGCCACCACAAGUUUCUUGGUUUGGAGCACAGGCCGUCCUUGAUCGGGGGGCGCGUUCACGCCCGUUGGCUCUUGAUAUUGGUAGUUGUUGACGCCGGCUCUUCGUCAAGCAGCUCGGCGAUCCGGCCGGGUUUUUCCUACUUGUUGACGAGCUCUACUUCCGUGUCCGUCGGCAUGGCCAAGUGCAUUAUUUUUCUAGAGUGCGGCCGCGGCCGGCGCUUCCCGGGAUCAGUUCCUUUUGUUUUUGCGCAAUUUCUGUAGCGCGUUCGCCGCUAGCAGUUGUCGGGUAACUGGUGUAGUGCGCUUGGCACCACGGGCGAGAGCGGUUAGCGGCUUUUAGAGCGGUGUUGGGAUGCUAGUUGGCAGUCUGUUCCCUGUGUGCCGUAUUUCGUUCUUUGUCGGUAUCGUCGCAGCGCGCCCUUGCGUGUGGGGCGGCUGUUCGGUACCCAAAUUCAUCUCCAGCUGGGGCUGUAGGGUUCUUUGGGUCGCGUCGUUGCGUUGCGUCUCCGCCGGUGGGGUAGGCUCUCCACAUGUUAGGUCGCGGGCGCCUGCGCCUCCUGUUUUCCGGAGCGCACAUCCAGCGAUGAUCAUCCAUAGGAUGAUCUAUCCCUCGGAGAUGUUGACUAGAUCACAAAAUGUAUGACCGGGCACGCGUGGUCUUGCGAGCCUGUGAGUCAAGGCCGACAGUGGUCGGUCUAUAUUUUAUGAGCGGGCUCAGCCCGCCCAUCACGGUAGCCAAAACCUGAGAAGCAUGAAUAUGAACCAGACAGGGGCGCAGUUUUGCGUUGAUUUUCCCCACCCUCCCGCCCCUUUUCUUCUCUUGUUGUCUCUUCUUCCGAACGGAUGGAUCAUGAGGCUUCGCGCCGCUUCUUUUUAGAGGUGUGACAGAAGCCCAUCACUUGCAUUCGGGAACUGGGGUAGGCUCUCCACAUGUUAGGUCGUGGGCGCCUGCACCUCCUGUUUUCCGGAGCGCACGUCCAGCGAUGAUCAUCCAUAGGAUGAUCUAUCCCUCGGAAAUGUUGACUAGAUCAUAAAAUAUUGAGCGCCAGCACCACACUCCAAAGAUAUGUUUAUAGAUAUGAUACAAACUCGCAGCUGCGCUGGUCACCUUCAUAUGUUUGGUUUAUCUUUUUACCUCUACCUCGUCCAGGUACUCAAAUAUGAGCACUAUGAAAGAAUAUCAAACGAGACAAGACCUCGCAUGGUGCGUCCCACGAAAAAUGAAUUUAUACUUGCUACGUAGCUUGAUGUAGUUUUGCAUUCCUGCUUUGCUUUCCCAACCCUUCUGUGAGAAAAUCUACGGCUACACCACAGGUCAUUCGUCAACAAUUACAAGUCCACGCUCCCCAUUUGCUGCUGAAUUUCAUAUCCAGAAGAUGGAGGUGCAAUCUUGCUUCGCGUGCAGAAAAGUGACGUCUAGUAUCCCAAAGAUAAUGCGAAAAUGGAUCAGCCACACGAGAAGAACACAUUCUCUUGUACAAAAGUACUGACAGACACGACUUUCGAAUUUUUCACGCGGCUCUUCGAGGUUUAGCUUACAACUCUACCUAGUGUUUCGCUUUUUUGGGGGUUUUGGUCAUGAUCGGAUUAUUCGCGAUACGUACAAGUUGUAGAGAUGGUUUUCUCAUAUGUCGACGUCUUUCUUGCCGGGGCUGGUUUAGCGCUGACAAAAAAUACGAGAGUGAUCAAUAUACUUAUUGUCGCACGACCAAUAAAGCAGGCACUAUAAUAAAUUUUCUAGGAAAUAAAUGUGAUUUCUGUUUGUGGUCUACAGUUCUUGCACAUAGCGGGAGUAGGCAUUAUUUGCAGUAAUAAAUAGACGCUGAACUAGCUGUGAACAGAGAAGUAUGGAGAGACGUCAAGCCUAAGUUAGCUAUGCGUCUCGUAGUCGGUUUCGUCCGUGUGUGUGUUCGUCGUGAACUGAGUAAAUUCGUCUAGAGUCCGUGUCGUAAGAAAAACAAAACCAAGAUGGGUUGCGAAGCCCAGAAGUGCCAAGAAUCCGGCCCAGGCGGAUCGCGGAGCCCCGGCUCGCAACCGGAGACACGCGAAGGGGAAAUCUUUCCGAGGUUUUCUUUUUUCGCUGAUCUCUUUGGCAUCUCAGCUUCCGCUAGUGUCUUCUGUGCUGCUCCCCGGAGCCGCUAUAGGAGUCCCUGGCUGGAGGCGCUCGCUCCGGAGGGGGCGUCGAGAUAUCAACACUUCUCCUCACCGAGUUCGGAGGGUCGAGUAUGUUGAUGACUAUCCGUAGUCGCUGGCAUUUUAGUUUCGCUGGAUGAAAAACCUCCGGGGCCCUCCCCACGCCGAGUUGAUAUACUCGCGGUGGGUCUGUGUCAGAAUACUAUCCUUAGUGAAGCCCGUUGCGCUUCUACGCUACAGUCUCGGCUACGAAGACUAGAAUCAUAUGUGGAAGGGAAAGCCCUGUCGUGUGUUCACAACCCGAGAAGAGCAGGCACCUCCGAGCCUUUGCGCGCUCGUGUAUGGAGGUCUGAGCCUUCGCGCGCUCAAUGGCUGUCAAUAAUUUUUUACAAGUCGAUACAAGUGUGAGAAUCGGAUGAAAUUCCCGAGUAAGCCAUGCAAGAUAUGAGUAGCUUCGUGCGCUCGCGCAGUCGUGGCGCCGCAGAUGUUGAAAAACGCCAAGCAUGCUGAUGGGACAAGGUAUCGUAGGUAUUAAGGAAUGCUUGGCAUCACGAUCACACCUAGCUGCGUCCACAAUUCUGCUGCUAGGAAGAACCACGCUUCUUCAAAAAAAAGAGCGUUAGUUCCAUAUGCGGAGCAGUCGCAUUGUUGUUCGUUGUUCCUCAUGACAUUCACAACUUGGAUCGCGCACAGGAAUCGAAGGGGCCGCUUUGAACUCUAACUCGUUCUGUAAGCAACACAGUCAACGACUAAGUCUGGCUUGAAGGGUGCGUAAUCAUGUCCAAGCUUGUAGCGUCCAAAGAUAGCUGGCGGCCGGUUAACGAGACCGACCAGAUUUACCUCGAUCGGGUCGAGGAGUUAGAAGUCAUGUUAGAUUUAGAUAAGCGUGUGCACUUGAAGCGCAAGGGUGUGAUGGCUUUUCACAAGUCUCUGAUCCGUGCAAUUGAGGAGAAAUGCUCUAAGAACGUAGUAGCAGAAAUCCGUCGCAGUGCCAAUGACCAGUACGCGGAAGUUUUGUCACAAGAUCCGUUGAGUAACUGGGCUGACGAACUGGACCAUAAGCGCAGUGACUAUUACGCUAAUUUCUUAGAGCGCAAGCGGAUUCACGAGGAAAAGAAGAAUACGAAGUCUUCGGGUUGUAGUAGCAAGGAAAAAUAAAAGCGGUGUAGAUCGAGAGUCAUUAUUUUUCGCGUCAAUCUUCAAAGUUGAGUACGCUGAUAUUUUACGAGGAGGCUUUUUCUUGCAUUUAUUAUCUACGCGAAGCCAUGUUGUUCACGCUGUGCGAGCUGGCGCGGACGUGCCGCAAGAGGAAGGACACCCAGAUCGCUCACGAGGAACGCGCAGCGGUGGAGCGUCGUUUCCAAGAAACCGAUAGUACGAAGUUACUGGGACGAUUUUACCUGCGGCCCGCCGCCGCCAAAUAUUACCGGCCCGCUGGAGUUUUUACGUAUCACUGGCCUGAUAUAGUCAUGUGCUAGCAACUGUUUUGUCUAAUUGCGGUUUGAUGAAAGAGCAUGACAGAGUGUUACUGGUAAAAAUUUUUUAUGAUUCUCCGUUUUCAUCACAGCCGCCAUGAGACCAAGUUAUCAUUGAUUACUGACUUAGGUGCGAUGUCGUCGCCAAGCACAGUCUCAAGCCCAACCAGAUCUCCUCCCCGAAGAAAAGGAGCUUGAUUCUGGAAGCUGUUUGGGCAGCUAUUGCGGGUCAUAUUUUUGACCGCUCUACGGAUACCGUAGAACGGCGGUUCAUGUAUUGGAAAAAUGUUUUUUUUUUUUUUUUCGGUUUCUUUUAGAAAAACAAAAGCCACGCAGUUGUAGCGAGUCACUUCAUAGCACUCUCUUGCUAGCAUCAGAGUUAGUAUCCAAGUCGACAUGUAAAUUUCCACAUUCACGCUGUUAAAUACAGCCGGGCGCUCGUCUUACGCAAGAUGAUGAUGCGGGAUCAGGCGGGCGGUAACGUGGUGUAUAAAGUCUUAGCGGCUUUUGCCGUCAGUGAAGAGAUCAAGGGCACCAUCCUACCCCUGACGUCGUUGCCGCAAAUCAGUUCCGCUGCUUUGAUGGGUGCCAGCACCAACCCCCAGUUGCUCUCGCUCACGUUUGAGGAAGCGCUCAAAACGAAGGUCGCGCUCAGUGCCUUUUACAAAAAGUUUUCGUUGCUCCAUCCCGAAAUCGCGGCGGCACAGCACGACGGAGCUGCUUCCGAGUGCGCUUGAAUUUAACUGGAAGCGUGUUGCUAUGUUGUUUUUUCAUCGUGGUUGCAUGCAUGAUAACAAAAUGAAAGCUCCACGGUCACAGAAGCGAAAUUUUAUUGGACAAUUCAAAUUUAAGGCAAUCAGUAGAACAAGAGUUACGGAGUUGGGAGGAUGCUGAUCAACCAGCUCACACGGAGCUGCCCGACAACUAACAAUGGGCAUACGAAUAAGAAGAGGAUGUGACAGGAUGUUCCUCGUAUGCAAUGUGGACACAGCUACACGAAACAACAGGCCAAGAGCGAUUAUAUAUUUGAUUGCGAUGAAAGUCAAAGACUUUACAAGUACGCACAGGAUCAAUUUUUAUUUUGCAACUACUUUUGUUUACGAGGAUAUCAGAUUUACUUCUUGCUGGUAGCGUCGGGUGUUGAUUACAAUAAGUAUAGAAGCCUUUUUUUUUGAUGUUCGGCUGCACUAAGGACACGAUGAGGAGAAACAUAAGCAGUAGCGCACGGCCGUUUAGUGCGCUAGAUGUGUAUGAAUGGCACGCCAGGCCAGGCCAAAAAGUACAUCUAUGGCUUACGUGCAGUCGCCACGCGCGAACAGAUGGACUUUUGGUUGUGUCAAUCGAUAGCAGGCAAGCACGCAAACAGGAAGCCUUUGUUUGAAAAUGCAACUUUUGUAUAUGCAGCGCGUUACUGCGAAAAGAUUCUAGGGCGGAUUACCAUUGUGCAAGCAAUUGCUGACAACUACGCUCCUGCGGCUUUCAAGUAAUACCUCGCGGCUUGUUCUCCAAUAAUGGCCAACGAUUUGCGCCGGGUGCUUAGUAGCCCGUACACUGCUACGAGGGUGCUCUACACAGCGGGUCUGAUGAAAAACGUGAUGAAGUGUCACAGCAAAGAUGUCAAAGGCCGAGUUUCUAAGGGAAGUAAAAGGAGGAACUCCAUCUCUUGAGAAAUAAAGUGCGUUUUGAGGGCGCUGACAGAUGCAGGAGUGCGUCUUCCGAGCGAGUAGUGAGUAGCGAAUAAUUUGCGCGUCUCGUCUUGAAGUGCCACACUUUUAGACAACCAGCCCUGGAUACAACCAAUGGCGACUCGCUCCCUCGCCACAAGAUGCCUGCUUCACCAAUCCGCUCUCCUUGUGAUACGGAAGCUAUCGCCGACUUGCGCCGCAAGCUUGAGCUUGCCUUGGCAGAAAUUGAACGGUUAAGGCGACGCAUCACAGAGCUGCAAGCAGCUCGGGCCGAUCGCCAUACCGCACAAGCAGGCUCAAUAACCCAACAGCAGAAUAAUAGCGACCCAGUUCCGUCUAAUUACCCUCGCCCAGUACGCCUCCCGAUAUCUCCAGAACUUUAUGUAGACGACGAACUGCCCCCCUUUCGCUAACGGAAGACACUAGGAGUAGCGUUAUGCUGUUGCACACACACCCGUUGCUUACAGCCGAAGCGUAUCUAGUAGGUGCACAUAGAGUAGUAGUUACGGUUAACAAUACCCAGUGGGGAGUUACAUUUUUUAUCUACUCCACCCUGAUAGUAAUCAGCAUUAGUAGGCCAGGCUGCGCCCGUUUACUCAGAUUCUACACACCGCAGGAGUUAUUGCGCACUAUUACUAGCAAUGCGUGCUGGAUCGAGGAUUUAAUAGUAGAAUUUUUCCCAUUUCCUACGGUUGUCGGCGCGUAACUUUUUUACGCUGGCAGCCAAUCAGUAGACGCAUGCGUCCCGCCAACUCAGCCCAGGGGGAGCCACGAGCGGAGCCUGAGGCUGGCGUUAGUAGUCGCCCUCUGCGAGUAGUAGUGUACAGGGUGCGUGCAGGCGAAGUUCGUCGAACGCAGUGUCUAGCGUGUCGCUCGGAGUAUCUUCCGUUGUUGGAAGACCCGCACUCGGCUGCUCGCGUCAGAGAACUCGAAAGGAGUGUUGCGGAGCUGCGCAGGCAGGCCAAUCAGUUAACUGAGCGGCUUACCGAGCGGGGCGGGGUCAUUAGACGCCUCCAGUUCCAACGCGAUAGCCAGCACGCACAAAUCCGAAAUUUAACCCAUAGACUAGACAGGAAUCGCUUUCACCAGUUGCCGCGUGGUGGUCAGUUUUCAGACACCGAGGAAAAUAAAAAUGAAAAUAGAGUACGUCAGCGAUAGCAUCGAUGUUAUUGGUUUACAUGUUGACGAGAGUCGGAGUUUUAGGCUGAAGUGCGAGAAGUGCGAUCAUUCGUGCGUAAUAAGAUUGCGUGGCGAUGCGUAUCUAGCCAUAAUUCGUUCGCUCAAAAAUAAUUUACAGCAAGAAUUGGCAGCAGUAAAGGAACUCAAGAACCAGCUAUACAAGAUUCAGAACGAGAGUAAGCGUAUUCGCGACGAACUAAGUAAAUUGCGUACACAAACCGGGACUCGUGAGUCUGGUAUCCGCGUCAGCCCUCCAAAAAUUAAGGUUACUGACGACGGUUUAGCAUGGGAGCGUCGUAGAAUGAGCGACCUCGUUCCCAUCGUAGUGAGCGUUGACGUGGGCGCAUAUCUUAAUUCUGAGUGCGGCAAAUGUAAAGCCAAAGCUUGCUCUCGGGCCGUGAGUACUCGUUUAGAAGCUGUGGCUUUGGAUUUGAAAGAGGAACUUCGUACGAGUCAACAAGAGGCAACGAGAUUAACGCCUCGCAUCGUAGAACUGGAAAGGGAAACUCGCCAAUUGAAAACCAUCAUCGUGAAUCUCGAAGCUAGGCUAUUUGCGCGCGGCGAGUUUGUGUUGCGCAACAGCCCGCCCAAGUCGGCGUCUUGAAUCAUCACAAAGCAGAUUCCUCUCCUUGUUUUUUUUCACAACAAACACACAGAGUUCUCUUGAUAAAGAGCGCUACAUUAUAUGUUCAUCACUAUGGAAGCAACUUGUUUUCUAGUAAUAUUUUUAUGCGCUAGCUUUGUCUCGGUCACUAACAUCUUGCACGAGGUAGAGCACGAAGUACAGCAGCGAUAGCAUGUAGGUGGAAGUCCUAGCAGCUGCUUCUGUGGGUUUAUGUUGCUUACUGCUUUUUAGAGAGUAUCAAUAUUACACUAAGAUAAGAGAACUUCGCCGCUGAGUACGCGUCGCAGAAGGGUGCAAUAAUUUAAUUCCUUAUCGGGUAUAUGAGUGUUGCCCUGGAAUUACCGUGGCGAAUUUUAAGUAUAGCCCCCAGAUGAAAAUUUUAUUUUUCUUGUCGUCCGGAACCGCUACCAUCUCGCAUUUUAAUCAACCCCCAGAAUAAUUAAGAGCGAUGAGUAAAGAUACCCUUCCAAUUGCUGGAGGCGCUGCUAGCGAGCAGCCUGCAGAUCGCGCUCCUGACCAAGAAAUUGCUGAAGCUCCGGUUCUCACGGGGGUGGCAGAGGCUCCGGCGGAACCCGCCGAGCUGCCCCAGCAGACGCGGGGAACAACAGAGGAACCCGCUACGACUAGCUCGUCUACAGCGGGGAGUGCACCGUUGCAGCAGCCGGAUGCUCCCGCUCCCAAACCAAAAAGCAGUCAGUCAGCGCCUGCGACCAGCCCGUCUCCGAAGGCUACACCCAAAGCAGCCGCGAGCUCGGCCAAUAAGAACCCACCGAGUAUGACCAAGGCGGGAAAGAACAAGACGACAUCCACAGGAGGGGCAUCGUCCAGCUCCGCCGUCGCCUCUGCUGCGAGCACUGUUAAACAUAACAUCCUCCCUGCGCAAUCCGAAAUCGAUUGGAGUGUGGUCGCAGAUAAACUCCCGUCGAAAGAAGUCGAACCAUGUAUCGACUACUUCAUAGGACAUGCGAUCCUGCCGUCUCUAGAUCUGCGUCGCGAUGGGCGCGACUACACUCUGGCGCAAGUGGAUGCGGCUCUGAGGAUGACGGACGACGAAUUGUCGGCGUUGUACGAAAAAGGGCAAUGGGAGCAGAAGCCCCAAGAAUGGAAUGUCUUCAAUAUGGUGGGGGCGAGAGGCAUGUAUGAGUUUUGCGAUGUAUGAGCCUCAUACAUCGCAAAACUCAUACAUCAUACAUCGAAGAUUUGAGGAGAGCGCGACGGUUUCCGUGUGCGAUGUAUAAUGUGCCGCACAUGGUCCAGUGUAUGAUGUGCGACGUAUGAUACAUUGAUGCGUCAUACAUUGCAAAUUGGAUACAUCAAUGUGCGACGUAUGAUACAUCGCACAUUGAUGUAUCAUACAUUGCAAAUUGGAUACAUCAAUGUACGAUGUAUGAUACAUCGUGCAUUGAUGUGUCAUACAUUGCAAAUUGGAUACAUCAAUGUACGAUGUAUGACACGUCGCACAUUGAUGUAUCAUACAUUGCAAACUGGAUACAUACAUACAUACACGUUCCACGCGGCUCUGCGAGAGGUUUGUGGUGCUCUAAAUUUGACCCUGUCUCCCGGAAAGCGAUCCACCCAACGUAGUACGGGCGAGCAAGGGUGUGAAGGAACCCUCUGCGUUCGUGAUGUGGACGAACGCCGCAAGAGGUGAACAAGGAUCCUGGAGGUGCCUGGGCCGCCCUUUGCUGGGGGGGGCGACUUAGAGCGCACCGGCGGGCUCUAUAUCCAUGCUCCUGAUGGCCGCAUCAAUGCGUCUUCGCUACGAGCGUCGUGUUGAUUGAUUUUGCCACGAUCUUUCAAUGUCGGCGGCGGGCUACAAGCCUUGUGCCGCGUUCAUCGUGCAUCCUGUAUUCUAGCGGAUGCUACUGCUCCAUCUCUCCACAGAUAGAGAGAGGAGGGGGGGAAUCUACUACGAGCAGGCCCCCCGAUGCCAGGGCAGCCUCUACGGCAGCAACCCGGAGGGCAGACGCGGACGCACGGGAAAGGCGCAGGGACCAGCCCUGCGAGGGCAUUGCAUGCGUCAACGCGCGUAAGUAAGAGCGAUGGGGGGCGCAGCCCAAUCCUUCGGACGCGGGCCCAUGGCUUUCAGGUGCUUGCUAGGUGGCAGGGAGGCGCAUGGCAGUCGCGGGCCUUCGUGUCUCGCACAUCUUUGCGCGCUCGCUGCGUGGCCCUGUAUUGGCGUCCCGUUGUCGUAUGCUCCGGGGCUGCACACGCAACCGAUCGGAUGCGACGGGCAUGCCACAGGGGAGGCUACAGGGGCGUGGGCAAUGUUUUUAGACGCUGAAGGCGGCGCGCGAUGGUCUAGCUGCGAGCUAGACCUGCUGCGACGAGCGUUCCACGGACCGAACUAGGCCAGAUGCUCCACAGGCCUCGCGUAGCUGAGGCGGAUACAUUGUCUCACUCUGAGCGCGUUGCCAGUCGGUCCUGGCAUCUGCUGGGUCCUAAAGACAGACCAAGCACUUUUGUGCUCCGAGCACAUGGGCUCCCUUCCCUACAAGGGCGGGAUGCAAAUUGGAUACAUCAAUGUGCGAUGUAUGAUACACUGUACAUUGGUGUAUCAUACAUUGCAAAUUGGAUACAUCAAUGUACGACGUAUGACGCAUUGAUGUAUCAUACAUCAUACAUUGAUGCUUCAUACAUUGUGCAUGGAUGUGUCACAUUGCAGAAUUUGCGAUGUAUGAUGUAUGAUGUAUGAUGUACGAGGUACCUACCGCGCAGAAUUUGCGAUGUAUGAUGUAUGAUGUAGGAGGUACAUACAUCGCAGAAUUUGCGAUGUAUGAUGUAUGAUGUACAAUGUUCGAAAGGUCGUUCUCCUCAAAUCUUCGAUGUAUGAUGUAUGAGUUUUGCGAUGUAUGAGGCUCAUACAUGAGGCUCAUACAUCGCAAAACUCAUACAUGCCUCUCGCCCCCACCAUACCCAAUGUCUUUGCGGAGGUAUUUUUGUGGUUAAACAUUAUUAAGGAGUCGUUGUAUGGUGGGACAAACCUUCACCCUUUCCUCAUUUUAUAAGUGAACCACUACCCUUCUAAUUGUUGUUAAUUUUUAUAACUAUGAUAAUUGCAAUUCUGCACUCGGUCUGGUGGCAGCUCCAUUUCUUCCGCUUUCGUCGUUGUUUUUAUCCGUUCACCAUCGUCGAUCUCGAUAGCAAGAGAAGAAAUUGCUAUUCAUUUUGCAUCGUCGUGUUCUCGUUUCGUCGUCGGUUUUUCGUCGUCACAGCCAUCGAAUCGUUGGACGGGACGGAGACGGCGCGAACCGGAUUGGAUGAAGCCGAUGAUGGGCAACCGCACUUGAAAGAUGAUUGAAGUUUUGUUUUUGAUGAGCAGACAUCUAUUUUGUUUUGACUGCACUGCGAAUCGCCUGGAUUAAAUCAAGCCGAAAGACACAUUGACAUUUUAUCAAAACGAAGUUGAAGACGAAAAGUGAAAAACAAAAUGAAGAACAGCAAGCAGAAUGAAAAGUGGUACGAUGCCGAACAGACGCAAGGCAGUCGCAGUCUGGUCGUAUCUGUCGAGCGUGUUGAAAAUCUUCACCGCUCCGCCCACAUCCGCCGCGUUCUCCAUCGUGGUUCGUUUUGAUUGCGCAAGCUGCCUGUAGGAUUUAGAUUUUUGUAGUCGUAGUCUUGUUGUAGUUGUACUUGGCCAAUGUGUCGGUUUUGGUUUUGGGUCGGAACUACGAACCAGCUAGCAUUUGCGGUUCAGAUUUUUUGCGUCUUACUCUUAAUCGUUUUUACGCCUUCGCUCUCAGCUCCAAACUAAAAGUAAAAGUUUACAGCACUGUCGAGCUUCAAGCUGAGCACAAAAGUUAGGAACUAGAUGUAGUCUUUUUCUCAUCGUUUUAUGUUUGUCGAAAAUCGAAAUCGAGGUUUACUUUGGUAUACCUCGUGGGUCGUGGUCGGAGUGUCGUCAGCUCGUUGUGGGAAAGUAGAUCGCGAGUUGCUCGGAGGACAUCGGGACGGGGUCGUGAGUUGUAGAGUUGUAUCGUGGUCGUGUUUUUUGUUCUCGCUCGCGUUAGGACCUUCGACAUCGAACAGCUAGCACGAACUAGUACGGGCCUAGACUUCGAAAUAGAGCUACAGCUGCAGCAGUCUCUCUUUCGUUUUUUUCUUCUUCUCACCCUGGCAGCUGACUAUGGAUUUCAUACGUCCGUAAGCCUAGCACUAGUUUUACACUUUUCGCUCGAUGUCGACCAUAGAUUUUGAUUUACGUUUGCGUUUAGAUUUGAAAAAGCUUUCAGCUUUACAGUUUUAGGCCAGAAGAAAAAAAACGGAAGCAUCAUGGUGCCUCCUCCGCAGUAUGGCGAGGAUGUGCUGUCAACUUCUGGUGCGAGGUUUGCGCAUCUCCAGAAGUUGCUCGUUUUCUAUCAUCCUGUUGCCCCGCAACCCGCCGUAGAUCGUGCUGCUGUCGAAGUUGGGCUCGUGGCCAGGGAGAAACAAAUCGGAAAACCAAAAACGAAAACGAAAACAGGCGAUAACAAGGUUGCAGGAUCAGAAGGCGAAGACGAGGCAGUCGCAGUUCCGACGAAAGACACGCUGCGAAAACGGUACGACGUGUGGAUGAAGGAAAGUCCCGCGAUGCGGUGGGAGGACUUCGCUCGGAUUCAGUGCAAAAAAUUCGGAGCACCGUACUCCCGCGAAGAAGAAAACCAAACCCAGGGCGAAAGCCUACUUUCUCAGCUCGUAGGCACGGAUGCGGAGCAAUCGCAGCAACAAAAACAACGACCUACUGGCACUGCGGCAAAUGCUUCUUCUUUUCGCGCAGCGAUGAACCCGUCGCUGCAGAUCGCCGCCCAAUCAUCGCGCGACAACUACCUGCGAAAGCUGCAAGAUGAGCGGCCCAAGGAGCAUCUGUGGUACACUUUGGGAAAAAGCGGUGGAACGGCGCGAGCGCGGAACAAGACGGUGCAAAUAACCCGCGACGCGAGCACGCACAGUCGCCACACGAAGACGACCCAAGGUGCCAAGCUGCGGGUCGUGCAUGGAAAAGCAAAGUCAUCUUCUUCAAAUGCGCGAGCACUGUGUCCGCGACGGAAGAAGCAGGUCGUGGCUCAGCGCCGGCGUGGAGACGUCGCGAUGGAUGAAGAAGACGACUUGCUUGAAGACGACAACCCGAACCCGCCAGCACGAAAAGAUCCGGACGAGCUGACGGACUGCUUGACCGAAAUUUCCGAAACGGACACGUCGUGCAUCGAGUCCAGCAGUGACGAAGAAGAGGACAACAGCGCUCAGUCUCAGAGGGAUACAAGGCUACACAACAAGCGGAACGCGUUGUUUUCCGAUGGUGUGCGGGUCGCGGCAGGUGGAUGGUCGGAAGACAAGGCGAAGAAAACCUGCAUCAAAGAAGAAAAAGCAAAGAUGAACGAGGAUGGGAACGAUCGCAAAGAGGCUUCGAGAGCGGAGCUGCGGUUUUUCGACAUCGCGCGGAUCUCCUCCCGUGCCCGCAUGAUGUCGUUUCUCGUCUCUACCGGCGUGGUUGCUGAUGAUCGAGGAGCGCGUCCGUCCAAAAAUGAAACAAACGAGUCACAGGAAACAACAGGCUCCGGGAGGACAGCAUCAUCUUCAUCUUCAUCCGCAAAAGCAAAGCUCGGCUUCGCAGGGCGGGCAGUUGCAAGAAUGCGGGAUCUGGUGAGCAGUGGGUAUGACGCCGAUGAUGAACCUGCGUCGCAGAUGGACUUGGAAAUUGGCGGCUCGCUCGCAGUUAUUCCGGAAGAUGAAGAAGGUGUUUUUCUCGACCCGGAUACCGGGUUGGAGAAAAACAAAAACGCAAACGGGUUUCGCAGCGUGUCGAAGGAGCGGAUCGGGAAAAUGACAACCAAAGCAGCCAACAACAUGCAGGGCAUCUCGAGUUCCUCCUCUUCAGGUCCGCUGAAGCUGGACCCUGUCACGGGGCUACCGCUGUCUUCCACGGGAAAACGGCCGCGAGGCAACACGAUUGAGACGUUGUUACCGCCACUGGGUAGGUCUACUUCAACUUCUUGCUUUUGGUCUGAGUUUAAUUCUACAACCAGUUGCAAGCGCAACUGGAACUGCUACUGCAAGCAUCGUCUAAGAACGAAACUGACAUCACUGCGCAUGACAAAACGCGCUUACAAGUUUAUGUUUUUCAAAAGCGACUCGCUUUUGAAAAACAAAACCAAAAGCAUAGAGCUGAAUCAAAACCAUUGCGCUUUAGAUUUUGUUUUUUGAAAAACAAAAGCGCGAAGAUGAAAACGACAUCGACUCUGACGCUGCAAGUGCAACUCGUACUCUUUCUCAAAAAUAAAACAAAAACAGAUGAAGACGAAGAAGUCGAACCCGCUGGCAGCUUGCUUGCUGGAAAGAGCGGAGCCGCAUCUGCGGGGCAGGUGCAGACCAGCAGCGUGUUCGUGUUCAAUCAGGAGAACCUCGCGCGGGCGGAUGCGGCGUCGGGUUCAGGCGGUGGCUUCGGGUCUUCUUCAUCCUCGCAAGCUGCGGGUGAAGAUCUGCAGGCGAGUAUGAACGAUAUGUUCCGCAAUGCCCGGGAAACAACUAGCGUCUUCGGUGACGCUGUGACGAUGGACGAAACGGUGGUGAAAACCGCGGGCCCGACCGGAGAGCUGACAAAAAGCGGGCACCAGUAUGGACCGGGGGUGAAAGAAGAUCUCGGACAAAGGGAAAAAAGACCAAGAAUCGCGAUCAGGUGCAGUCCCGACGCGACUCCAUACGACGAGAUCAAAGCCAUGAGUUGUUUCAUGACUUUGUUCAAGAGCGACUUCCGCGACCCGAUGAUCGUGUACAGCCACGACGUCGCUCUGCCGACAAUCUCCACGGCAUCGGGCGCGGAAAGUUUUCUGCAGGACCUGUACGAAGCUGCGUUUUCGGUGGGUUUUCCGCUGCCGGGAAUGUGGUCGAAACUUUGUAGGGUGGGAGGAAAGAUUUUGAAGUUUCGUCCGUCGUUGAUAGUUACCAGCGACAGUGGAUCGGAUCAGCUGGAGCCGCCCCCGGCGAUUUGCUUGCUAAAUCCGUGCUAUUUUUUGAAAGUUCCAAUCAUUUGCGCGAAGCCGCUGCGCCCCCGCGGGGCCACGCGGGGGCACCCGGGCGGCGGUCCGGGGGGCGGCGCCUGUUUUUGAAGCGCCCUUGGCUAGGGUCGCAAGCGCGCCGGCCGGGACUCCCGCUCUGCAGGCCCGGAGGGCCGGGGCUCCCUCACGCAACGGAGGCCGCCCUUCGUCCGCGCAACGGCCGGGGGAGCCUGCCACCCCCUUCGCGCGGGUUAUCGUUUUGCUAUUUUUUUUGCUAUUUUCGCUGCCUGCCAAAAACACAGGGAAAUCGCAUUGGAAAAAAAAGUCCGGGGAAAUAGCAAGGGCGGGGCAGAUUUUUUGGGGAAAUUCGGGAGGGGGGCAUAGAACGCUAAUUAGCAAGGGGAAUUAGCACGCGAAUUAGCAAAGGAAUUAGCACGCGAAUUAGCAAGGAAAUUAGCAAGCAAAUUAGCAAGCGAAAUAGCAACGAAAUUAGCAAGCAAAUUAGCAAGGGGGGCCCGUGGAAUCGGGCCAAAAGGGGGGGUGGGAAGUUGGCGCUUUUCGGGGGUUAUUUUUCUUUGAAAAUUCUUGGACGGGCAAAAAAAUAGCCCCGGUUUAGCACGGCCGCGGCCGGCACCGGCUCCGACCGAAUCGGACGUGAAGAAGGGGGUGAAGUUGAUGACGCAGUGGUGCGAGGCGCAGCGGAAGUACGACCCAGACGAAAAAAAUGGCGAACCGCAUUGGACAGUGGCUUGGUUGCAGUGUCAGCUCCACUUGGCGCAUAUCAUGGGCGGAACAAUCACCAGCGUAGCGUCGAAGUUGUUCAGCCUGGACUUUCGCAAAAGCCUGACCGCGGUUUCCAAAGCUGUGAACUUGUGGAUUGCGCCGAGGAGAACAGGGAACGACCGCAAAGGGAGGGGAAAGAAAACAGUGGAGGAGCUGAAGAAAGAGUUGUACGCCGUCGAUGCAGAGCAGCAAAAACUGUUGGACGGGAUGACAGCGAUUGACCGAGAAAUCUGGCACAGCGAGCGGAUUCGGAGCGACCCGAUCUUGCAGGAAAAGCAGACGAAGCUAGAAGAAAAAAUGGAGAAAAACAAAAACCCGGUAAAACGGGUGAAGUCCUUCGUCCGCACCCGGUGGCUGAGUAUCGGGAAGUGCAUCAAAGGUCUUUGGACACAGCAGGAGGAGAUCAAGGCGCGCAUCAUGGACCGGACUGAUAAGGAUUUACAGGAUAAGAGCCGAAAAUUUUUACAGCGGGCGAAGAAGGCGAUGCUGGCGCCGCUGUGGUGGUCGGGACUGCGGAUUCUCCACCUGCUGCUCACCGAAAUUGACCGGGUUGCUGGUGUUGUUAUGCAUUCGACCAGCAAGGAGAUGGACGGCGCCUCGGUGGAGGCGUUCGUUAAACAUCUUCCCAGAUGCCACUCCGUCGACUUGUGCCAGCGUGUCGGGGAGUUUUUGAUUACGCUCGGCGGACUGGUCUAUCGCGGCCUCGAAACUGUCGGUCUUGCAGCUCCUUUAGUCAUUUUGUUUUAUACAUUGACUAAAGAGCUCGACAUCCGCCACCGCCCGCUCCGCUCGUGGCCAUACCGACUUGCGUUUUUAUUUUCGGCGGACCAGAAGGAACGGCUGCAGACCAUCCAGGACUUGUUGAAGGAUUGCGAAGACGAGGCUGCUAGAAAAAGCCUUCCGCUGGAAGUUCGGGACUUGUAUCGGCUUUUUCGUCUGGAGCUGAAAAUGGUCGCGGAAAAGCUGAAGAAGAAGCAGUACAUCGGGUGGAGCCGGGCCUUUGUUCGAAACUUAGCGCCGAUUAUUCGGGCGUUUUUGGCUUCGAGCCAAAUCGCCGAAUCCCUAAACUCCACUACCAGCUGGAUCAAGCGCGAAGCUGGUGGCUUAAUCGGAAUGCUCCUUGCUUCUGCGCGUUUGUUUACCCGCCGCGGAGCAGGACGGGACGUCGACUUCGAGCAGUAUCUCUUCGUCGAGGACAACGCCCGAUGCCAGAAAGCAACGAUGCAAAUCCGAAAGGAGUUGCUAACCCACGGGAUACACGGCGCGCCGCAGAUCAGUGAUCGGUCGGACCACUUUCUGCGAAACCCAAUCAACCCGCAACUCACGCCGGAAGCGGUUGUUGCGGAUUUUUUUGAAGUUUUGAACCGGCCGGACUGCCCGGAGGCGCCGAAGUUGGCCACAGGCGACAAAGCAAAGGGGAAAAUUAGGGAAAGGCAGCAGUACGGCGCCGCGCCGCUGAACAUGAAGCUGUUUCCGUUUUCGGUUAUGGACAUCAUCGGCAUCCCCAAGUACGACCAAAACAACCGCGCGAGAAAAGGAGCGGGCGCAUCAAACUACUUCGUUUUGGAGAAAAUGAAGAAAGACGCGGUGCUGUGCGAGGUGGACAUAGUUCACGGCGGGUUGAAGGAGAAGGGUCACGAGGUGAGAAUGGAGAUCGACCUGGACAGCCAGUGCUGGUUCUCGGACGCUAUUGGCGCGCGGCGCGAAGACCAUCCCUCCAAGGCAGCAAAAAAAAACUUCAAAAACAAACAGCCGGAACUACGCCCGGUCGUCCUUGAUGGCCAAAACAUGUUGAAGCACUUUCACAUCGACACCAAGCAGCGGCGGAAGUACUUCCACAUUCGACAGACGGAGGAAAGUACGGAGGAGUUUUACUUUCAGCAUCGGGUGCGGGCCGAUGGAACACCGGAUCCAAGUCCAACGGUCUAUCCGGGAAACGAAGCAGAACAGAUUUGGAUUCGGGGUGAGCUGAUCCGCAUGGAGUGGAAUGAUGCCUGUUUGUCGAAGGAAGUGGAAGAAAACAACAUCGAGGAGAAAAAGUUGAAGAAAGCGUUGAAGCAGGACCGGUUGGAUUCUCCUACGCGGCGAGCGCGAGAAUCAAAGUGGAACCUCGUACCCCUGCGGACCCGCGUCCCCGAGCUGGCGGUGAGCGGUCUGAUUGGUCGCGGAUACGCGAUCUACCAAAUCGAGUCGAAGACGUGGUGGGGCCGGUUGAAGAACGCAGUUCCAUUUUCUCGGGGUAGUGUGCCAGCUGGUAGUGCCGCAGCUGUUGCUCCACCGCAGGUGCCGCCGGACAACAAUCCGAAACCCCAACCGAAGCAAACCAAAAAACAGAAAAAAUCAGCUGCAGCAGGCGAAAGUAAAUCUGCAGGCGCGAGCGCGCGCGCGGGCGCACAGGUGGGCGCGGGCGUGCGCGCGCACACGCACACGGGCGCGCAGGCGCACGCACAUGUAGGCGCGGGCGCGCAGGCAGGCGCGGACGCGCAGGCGGGCGCGGGCGCGCAGGCGGGCGCGCAGGCGGGCGCGCAGGCGCACGUGCACGCGCACCCGCACGUGCACGUGCACGCGCACGCGCAGGCGGGCUCGCAGGCGGGCGCACAGGCGCAUGUGCACGCACAGGUGCGUGCGCGUGCGGACGCGGGCGCGCGCGCGCACGAGGCGGGUGCGAAGAUAGUGGGUCGCGCUGGGGCGGAAUUGCAAUUGCAAGCGGAAGUAGAUUCGGAGAAUAAAAGCGGCGGCGACGGACAAGUGAAGAAAACGCCAAACGGCGGCGUUUAUCGGGAUCGAUACUUCGGGGGGAAGAGCAGAGAGGCGCUGGUGAAAAACAUGAUCGAGUACGAAAAGGGGUCGAGCGAAUCGCACAUCGCUCCGGCGGGUGAGGAUCUACUAUCUGCUACUACGACGCUAACGGCGUAUCUGAAGGACAACAAGCUAGUAGCAAAAAAACAAAAAGGGAGUGACAACAUCGAAAUGAAUUCCGACGACGAAAGCACCUACGAGUCGUCGGGAACCGCCUCUGAUUUCGACGAGUCUGAAACUUCUGAUGAAGACUAAAGGGCGGCAGGGCGGGAUGCUGAAAGCACUGCUAGCAAUGUGCUUCUGAUGGAAAACUCGCCGGCACUAGGUCGAGCACUGCUUCCGCGUAGUGCUAAGUUUUGUUUUGGCACUCACUAUCUUGCUUUGAAAUUAAUUUAGUUUUUCUCCUUGUCCUUCGUGUUAAGCUUGAGACUCAGCAUCAAGCGAAUCCGUCAUGCAAAACGAAAACCAAAAUUAAAGUGUAUACUUUUUUGCUCGAUUGAAAUAGGUGGAGAUAAGCUCCACGCAGUAAGCUCUCCACCGAGCAAGAGAUGAGAUUUGGUUACUAUUAAUGCGCAGGAACUAGGCGAAUUCGCAUUACAAACCAAUAGAAUCAUGUACAAUAAAGCGCUGAACUUAAGAUGCAAUAGUUGAAUUCAGUACUGCGAGUUGCAUCUUUUUUAUCUGUACGUGUAUGAUUUUUGGCUCUAGAGUUUUGACAUUUUAAUGGUUUCAGGAUAAAAAAAAGGUAAAAAACGCAGUGAAUUUUGUCAGACUAGAGCUAGAAUAUUGAAAAACAGUUAGUACCUUUGCGAAGAUUUCUGGUGUCGUUCGGAGGUGUUUUAGCUCCGUUUCGCCACUUUCUCGUCCUGCAGAUCGAGGCAGAUUCGUGUGUUCCAACGGGGAAAAUAGAUCAGAUCGAGGUUGUCCGAGACUGCAGCGAAGCGUUUCUGUGUUUGUUUUUUGACAGAUGUGGGCCGUCUACCGAGGUGAAUAGUCAUGAUGCUCGACGUGAAUCGAAGUUGAUUUUGUAUGAUGAAAAGAGAACCAAAAGACGAUGACUCAAAAAUUAAAUUGUAGGAGAAGUGAUCUCCUUCACAUUGAAAGAGAUGAGGACCACUUCAUGAAGUAGACGAGACCUCUUUGGAAGUGGAGGGCCUCCCUUUGCCUACAAUUUAAUUUUUAAAUCAUCAUUUUUGGGAUCGUUUCGCACCGUCCAAUCUCGACUCAUUUCAAGUUUGAAAGCCGUCUCGUUUUGAUUUUUUUCGUCAUCAUUCACCACCAAAAAUACCCUAAUAGGAGAAGAAAACCUGAUAGAGAAUAUACGAAGACCAACUGAUUUGCGACCUAUUUUCCAUCUCACUCGUGCUGAGUUUUGUGUAAAAAAAGUUGCAUCACAGCGCUUUUCCGUGUAAAAAAAUACCUAUUUUCCACCGAAUCUUCCUUCAAAAUGCCGCUUCCGAACGACAGGGAAGUGGGCGACUUUGUUUCGUUGCUCGAUGCGGGCGAGGCUGGUAAGCCUGAGGCCGAGGCGUUUGUGGCCCGGUUCUCGAAGCUCCCGUUCGACGAAAAAAAUCCGAAAGCCAUCGAAAUUCCCCUGACCGAAGUGCACGUGAAAAAGAGUGGGCGCCAUCCGCAAAACCGCGCUACGAACCCGGACAACCUGAAAACACUGAAACACGCGAUGAAAAACAAGGGGAAAAAGGGCGGCUAUGAAGGAAUGAAAGUCGGUACGUGCAAACUUUUUUUCGUUUCACAUGCGUUUUUCGUUCAAAAGUAUUAACGUUCGUCAUCAUCUCAUCGCUCAAGUGUUUCGUUUAAAAAUAAAAGCAAACCAUGAAAAAAUAGAGCACGCAGUAAUGAUUUGUGAUGCGCGUUUUGUUUUUUUUACAUCAUGCAGCUUGAUAAUUUCCAUGUCAAUCCUCAUGCACUUGCACUUGCACACGCACAGGAAAAGUGAAACUACACCAGCGCGUAAAGUUAGAAAAUAAAACUAAAACCCAAAUUUGAUACCAGUUUUAUUCGCUGUCGAUUACGGGAACUCCGGGGUCUACGACUACGUGUGCGCCUUCCUGCACGGGGGCCACACGAUCUUGGCUCUGUACGAAGAAGGGUGGUUUGAUUUCGGGAUCAACGUGAUCCUCCUCGACCCGGAAAUCGACCAGCACGAGGCUACCAGAGAAACACGCGCUACUGCAAAAAAAAAUUUGUAAUGCAGCAAGAGCACUUGCUUGUUUGCAUUUGUCCUGCAGAACAUUUGCCAUGCAAAAAGUGAAAAGGAAGUUUGUCAUGCAGAAAAAACGACAUGCAAAAAUUUGUCAUGCAGAAAAAACGACACGCAAAGUAUCCUGCUCUUGUGUGUCACCUUUGUUUUUGCAGUAGCAGAUGUUUCAUUCCAUAGACGAGCUAAUCUCCCAGUUUGUGCUCUUGAAAAACGACGAACCCGUCGGAAUGGCUCCGUCCUGGCUGGAAGUCAUCAAGCGCACCGCGCGGGUACAUAUCUUUUCCGUUUCGAAUUCGAUCUGUAUUUGCUCCUAGACCUGCAGCUCCAACUCCAUUCGUUGCUGCGUCUUCAGGUUCUGCUGGAGCUUGAGACUGAUCUUCAUAAGUUAUAUCUUCUGACUCCGCAAUGCAAGUUUUACUUUUAAUGUUCUUGCAUGUGUGAGUGCGAUUCAGAUUUUCAUUUUUGUGUUGCGUUUUGUUUUUCGCAAUCUAAUUUUCGAAUAAAAAAAUAUCAGAACGACGAAGCCUACGCCGAACACGAAGAAAACCAAAAGGCCAAGGGAAGAGAACCCCGCCCCAUGGAGGAAUGGACCGAAGGCCAAGUGGGAAAAGAGUGGAAGGGGCAGGUGAAGACGUACAAGCAAACGGCGUGCACAAUGGUGAAGAAGGGCUUGUUAUGCAUUGCAAAAAAGAAAAAUAUCGCGCCAGCAAGUGGGAACAAAAAUAAUGUCUUGUUUCUUUACUUACUAACAAGCCUGCAAAUAAAAACUUCAUUUGCAAACUUGUCAUGCUGAAAAAUUUUUGGUCUCUGUUGUAACUUGUCACGCGACUGCACCUGGUACUGGUGCGAUACUUUUGAAAAUGCAUGAUCGUGCUUUGAAUGGACCCUGUUCGGAAUCGCGAUCAACACCCAAGUGCCGCGGCCCCGGGAGAAGGACGAGCACAUGACGUUGUUCAGCUUCGCGCGCGUAUAUUUGAAUUUUUAAACUUAUCGCUGCUUCGUUUUCGUUAUCGUUUUAAAUUAAAGUUUACGGCUAGACUUUGGAUUAGCAUUGCAAAGUAAAAACGUUUUCUAAAAAAAAGACUGUCGCUGAGAGUCAUGCUUUCGCCUUCCGAUCCGAAUUCAUUCAGAGAUGAAAAAACAAAACGAACAACAGAGCAAGUUGAUGCGCGUGGCCGUGUACGACGAAGAAACUCCGAUGCGGAGUUUGCGUCUCGAUAUGCACUUUGCAAUUUGGACCACGCUGCACUACGCUUGCGGGAAGACGGAGGACCAAGUCAACCUGCAGGAGGAUGAUCUGAAGCGGUUGCGGAACCUGAUCACAUCCAACGUGCCGGCGCUGAAGUUUGAGGACUUGUCCGAGCAGGCGAAGACGAAGCGGGACCCGGCAGCGAUGGAGCAACUGACUCCGGUCGCGCGGAAGGAAACCAGAAACAAAAUCAUCCAGCUGUUCCGCGCCAUGAAGGCGUUGAAAAACUUCUACGCCGGGUUGAAGUCUUUGACUUUGGAACCGCAGCAGCAGGUGCAGGCUAAGGAGCUGAUGGACAAAGCCGAUCCCAAGACGUACGACCUGAGAUUCAACGGAAGCUGGAUCAUCCCGCGGGACUACACCAAAACGACCCAAGAAAUUGCGGACGAGAAGUUUCUGUUGAACGAGCUGCCGAAGCUGAUGAUGCAGAUCCACCAGUUUACCGCCAACCGCUGCUCCGCGCUGACCCUCACCGUGUGUCUGGCGGACAAGGAGUUUGACGAAACGCCCAGCCUCGCGAAGUUCAUGUACGUCUGCGACCGCGAGCAGAACAGCUACUACGUGGAGAAGCUCACCGGUGCGGAACCGAAAGACGCGAAGGACCGGGUCGAAAAAUCCGUGGAGAAGGACGUGCUCUUGUUGCCGUUGUACGCGAAGCACGACUGCUACGCCUUGGGCGAGACUGUGGAUGUGCGAUCCAACUGGGGUUCGAAGACCGGCAAGAAGACUUCUAACAAAAAGGGAAAGAAGCCGGAAGCGGAAGUGGAGGCGAAAUUGCAGGUGCUACUCCUAGCCUAGUUUUUUUCUCUUCAGUUUGAAUCUGACGAAACAUAUUUUGUUUUUCACUUCUUGUUCUUUUUCUUCGCAUGACAAAAUAUUUUUUGAUUUGAAAACGAAAAAGAAAAUGAAGUCACGUGUGCGCGCGCGCCCGUGCGCGUGCGUACACGUGGGCGCGCGCGCGCAUGCGCGCGUGCGUACACGUGCGUGCGCGCACACAUGCGUGCGCGCGUACACACGCGUGCAUGCGUGCGCGCGCCCGCAUGCGCGUGCAUGUGUGCGCGCGCACGUGUGCAUACGCGCGUACGUGCGCGCGCGCGCACAUAUACGCGCGUGCGUGUGUACGCGCGCCCGUGCGUGCACGCGCGCGUGCGUGUGCGCGCCCGUGUAUGCGCGCGCACGUGCGCAUGCACGUGUUGGUGUUCGUUUUCAUUUUCAAGUCACAAAGAGCUGCGCUAUGCGAAAAAGAAAAAGUGAAAACCAAAAUUGUUUUGUCAGACUCGUUAAUAAUUUUCUACUGAUAUUUGCAAACUUGUGAUGCAAAAACACAGGACCAAAUUUACGACAUUGUCAUGUGACUACGCAUGACAAACAUGAAAAAAAAAUCAGGUCAAAGAAGGGCAGGGCGCCGAAGCGGAGGAAACUGCCGAUCAGAAAAAGUCCCGCGAAAAGCGUGAGCAGGUGCUGAAGACGGAUCCGAAGAAGGCCAGCUUGGAGUACUUGAAGCAGAAGCCGUGGAAGUCCCCGCUGUGGUGCUCCGUCGUGCCCAGCGAGUACGCGUCGCAGACCGAGGGGGAGAUGCAGCGAAACCAGGAACGGGUACCGCGCUUGCGUAUUUUGGUGAAGCCGGACGUCUCCACGUACAAACCCCCGACCGCCGACGGAGAGGAAUUUCAGCUGGACACCCUGUUUUACUACCCCCAGAAGAAGAACUUCGGCGGUAGCUGGGACUUUCAGGACGACCUCACCCACUCGCUCGGGUUGUCGUAAGAUUUGUUUUUUUUUGAAAAAGUUUGCCUUUACUUUUUUCACAGCAUCACAAAUGCAAAAAAAUUGCGAGUAAAUCUCAAAUGCCACCGCAUGACAGAUGCAACAUGAAAACGACACUCAUUUGCAUCCAUCGCGAUGCAAGAAUCUUCAUGGCCAUUGCAAUUGCUGGCUCACCGCAUGACAAACGACAAACAAUUAAUCACAUCAGGCAUGUGGCCUAUUUUUGGAAACCGGCCGACAACAAUAAAGUCGACCGCUUGACCGUGAUCUCGUGGAAGACCUGUGAAAUCCCCUUCCAUGGGCGGGAUGGCAAGAAGACCAAGAUCACUUUCCAGGUCCCGGUGGAGGCGUCGGUUAAAUCCAGUGGAAACCCAAAAAAGGUGAAGCAGGACGAGAUCCUGUGCUGAGCCCCAAGAAAGAGAAACUAGGAUCAAGAUGCACGGUCACGGUGGACGGAAAUUAAAACUAGUAAACAGGUAAGCCUUGCAGAUUUUUUGUUAGUCUUAGUUUUAAAAAGCAGCCGAAGCUUUGGAACAUCUUGCACAGAGCCGUGCGACUUCUCGCUGCGUUCAAAAUUUUUUUGGUUUUGUAGCGGCUUCGUUCCGGUCGUGAAAUAGGCACUCAUACUCAAAGCCAGGCCCAGUUGUUAGCUCAAACUAACUACGACCCCAAAUCCAAAAGCAACACAAAUUCCAAAAAGUACGCAGGUAGUCGCAACAGCACUACGGCCAUGAAGGUACACCGCGACGGUCUUGCUCUUCGUGGUUUCAAGAUUCUCCUUUUCAACAUGAACAUCAAAAAAGCUACUACAAAAGCGAACUGCUCUUCAACGACGAAUGCAAGCGAUCGACCAUUUUUACUACCGACUGCGGCUGCGCGGUCUUGGUUGCGUUCUUCUUUUUGGAAGCAAAGGCGCGGAAGGGCGAUGGCGGUUGAACGGUGGGAAAUGCCAUGCAACCUGGGAGAAGAAGUUUCCAACUUUCGCAAAGCUGCAGCUCGCAGCUUUACUGUCGAUCUAGAAUCAAAAAAAAUCUGAAGCUCACAAUUUACAUUAACGUUUCGAAUUUUUCCGUUCGCGAUAGAUUUCAGUUUUCAGUUUGAAUCUCAGGAAGCAAAGCCUUCAAAGCAAAAACUAUUGUCGACUGGUCGAGCACGGGCUCCACAUCGCCGACCUAGAUUUUGAUUUACGUUUACAUUUAGGUUUAUCUCUACCGCUAUUGUCAGGCUAGAUUUAUGUUUAUCAUCGGCGUACUCAGAGUCAGACUCAGAGUCUAAAUUUCGAGCGUCAGCAUCUCGGUUGUUUGUCAGCAGCGGCAUGUUUGGCCUUUAGGUCUAAGCAUGGCUGUGUGCUUUUUCAUUUUCUUUUUCGCUUUAUCGAAAAAACAAAAAUUAAAACUAAAACUCAGGGUCAGAGCAACCCACUCACUUUCGUUUCCACCUCCGGGUGUAGUCAUGCGACGGCUACUUUCCAAUCAUCAGGCCCUACUAGUACAAGUACUAGACCUAGAACUAACUCUAACAGAGGCAAAACUAAAACAAAAACUAAAAGCUUCAGGAAAGCAGUAACUUUGCCCCAAGCUGAAGAGCAAAGGCAGAACAAAAUCAAAAAGAAAAAGCGAAUGCGAGAGAUUAAAAGACACAAAUCAGAAGCCAUUCUUUGCACCUCUUCCUGCAUUUUCCACUACUAGAAGUUUCGAUUUAACUUUUCGACUUUCAUUUUCAUUCUUCGCGAAGACUGAAGUAGAGGCGCAGCUCCAGCUUCACCAAUUGCGAUUCGGAUGUACUUUUUCUUCGACGUGGUUCGAAGAUUUUGACUUUCUCGACCUUGCAGCUCAGCUGAUAAAUUUUAAGUGUCGACCUGUACCUGUAGAAUCUCGAAACCGAAAAACAAAAACCAAAAAAAAGGCCGCGCUAUCUCGAUGCAAUGAGAUUGAGAACGACAUGAAGACGCUCGCCCUCGUGAUCGCCUGUCAGUUUCUGAAAAAGCUGAAACUGGGCUGGAGAUCGAUGGAUGAAUAACGUGAGGUCGCAAAGGAGAUCAGACUGCGGCUAGAACUAGAUCCAAAAAAAAGAAAAGCCGAAGUUCCGCCAAAGACUACAAGUUGAUCGCCUGGAUCCAAAGGAGGCCAGCGCUCAGUUCUGAGGGGUCUAGCAGAUCAAGCGAAGAAAAAAACUUCGCCUGUUUCCACGCAAAAAGCAUUCAGCUUCUGGAUCUCCUUGCACUCUGAGUUUCAAUUUUUGAAGUUUUCAUCAGAGUUUUUUCUUUUUCGCUUUCAAACUUUCAGGGACCUAAUCUACUCUUAUUUGUGCUUGUAGCUCGUUAUCAUUUCCAUCUGAGUUUACUGUAGCUCGUCGCUUCCAUCCACAGCAAGGUAGUUGUCCUUCCGUCUGAAUUUACUUUUUUUCUUUUCCCUCGAACCUGAUCUCGGGCAGCGUAACUUCGAUUCCGAUCUCUACGCUUACUUUCUUUUUUUGCAAAAGCAAAAAAAAAAAACAACAUCAAGAUGUCGGACCAGAAAGCGAAACUGGUGAAGCUGGGCCCGAAGUGUGCCGUCGACGACGACGAGCACGAGGAUGGCCCGCCGCCGGGAGGUGUGCGGUUUAGAAAUAUUGUUGGGGCAACGCGGGCGGAAAUGGAAGAACUGCACAAAGACGAAAUCAACCAAUGGACGGCGGACAAAAAAUACCCAGGACACAUGAAAUGCAUGAUGUUCCUGGAUGAUGUUGACGAAGGUGCCCCCGGAACCGGAUGCACCCAGGCGGAGAUGUGGGUACUAAUGCUGGCGCUUUUGUUUUUUAUUUUUUGUUUUGCAUUCAGAGGGAUUAGGAUUUUCAUUUUGCGUUUUCGAGUCGAAGUCUAAAUUUGAAAUUUCAAACCUAACAGUGGGAUCAAACCGAGAAGGAGGAGAACUUCGUGGACAGCAUUUUUGGGAUGAUCCGGGGCCAGACCAAGCGGCGAAGCGGGACAGAAGAAGUGGAUGCGUCGGGGAUGACGAAACAGGAGCAGCUGGAAAUCAUCAACAUGAUCUUCAACAUGGCGGAAUCUGAUGAUAACGCGGCCUGGGCGAAGGCUUUUUUGGUGGACGAGGCGACCGGUGGCGCUUACGGAUCCGCUUCUUCUUCUUCUUCGACUGGUUCCGGAAUCACUCCUGGUGGAGCUUCUUCUUCUUCGCGCCCGAACAACGAACAGAUGGAAGAAAAAACGAACGAUGACGAUGCGAGCGAGGAGAUGGAGGUGGAGGCGGAGAGCACCCCGACCACCAAGGCCGGGAAAAAGAAGAAGAAGCAAAAGGCCAAGAAGUAAACAUCUUUCACCUGUUCAGCGCGUCGAGCUCGAACUGAAAAACGUCGGAAUCAGCUCGAGCUGAACAACUUCUACAUCUUCAACUUCUAACUCUACUGCUAAAGCAAGAAGCUCAGAUUUUUGAUGACGCGAAUGGCAACGAGAAACAAGCACAAGUAGAUGAAAAAAAAACGACAACGAAAUGCAGCCGAAGCUGUGAAAUUUUUUAUGGGUGUGCUCGGCGCUCCCUUCGGUGUCUUUCUCCUUCGAUGAUGGGUGUCAUUGGUCUGACGAUGGUUCAUCGCGUCCUGCGACAUUGCCCCGACCACUCUGACCUUCCACUGAAGCCGGCGCAGAAAUGGAAUGCAACAGUCGUCAGGACCGACGUCGUUAUAUAAAUUCAGGGGCGUGGGCAUCCUUCUAAACACCCACUUUUCGCAUGCCAAAGUUCAACAUCAGGAUCAAAAUCGUAUUAAGAAAAAGUGGCAAAUCGGUUCAAAAAAAAUAGAAGUGAAGACGUUCACGAACAAAGAUAAUCAUGCCAAUUUUCAUAGUUAUAAAAAUUGAUAGUAUUUCAAAGGGUAGUGGUUCACUUAUAAAAUGAGGAAAGCUGAAGGCUUGUCCCACCAUAAAUCGUUGCGCAUUGGCUUGGUGCGCGUUUGGAAUCCCAUGCGUGUACAAUUACAACCAAUAUAGAUUGCAAUAUCAUUUUCGAUCGCGACAGGCUCUCAAGCAAUUGCAAUCGUUGCCGUCCGUGGACAAAGUAUUGCAGUCGACCCCGGGGCUACUCCUUUCUACGCAGGCUCGCGUGGUUGCCAGCGGUAUGCUCGCGCUGGGCCGCAUAGCAGUCAAGGAUGGAUGGAGAAGUUUGCCCGAUGAUGUGGUCAUCGAUGCUGCAACAUUCGCUGUCGUUUUGCCUCCCUUCGCAACAGACUUUUGCCAAGUCUUGUUUACGGUAUUUGCAAUAUCGUUGGAGUGUGUCUGGUGUAAGGUAAAUUAGGGGAAGAAUGUGUUGGCAUAGAUGUUUUAGUUUAAAAGGAAAGAAGGAAAAAAAAAAACUUCUCCCAGCAACUGCAAGCAUACGGAGAGAAGCGCGAUCGUCUUGCUCGGCCAAUUGAGGCCUGGGAUCCCACGACGAAGACCGCGUUGAGUUUCAAGGACGUCCAGUGCAAGGACUUGAGGAGCAUCCGCUUAGUAUCGCUGAAGCUGCGGCUGCAUCUCGUCCAACUCUUCGGGACGCACGCCCCCCACGCCAUGACCGACUACUUACACUACAAUUUGCGGCGCACGAUAAAAGCGCUAGUAAUGAACGCCCCGAAGAUAGCGCUGUUGGACAAGUCGGAGAUAGAACACAAGUGGCCGCUCAAGUUUCACGGCGCGCGCGGGCGAUACGCCGAAGCGGCGCGGUCAGCAGUGCAGAAGGCGGAAAGCGCCAAAAGUGACGCUUUCAAGAGACAACUGGAAGAGGCGCAGCGGUCGCGCAAUCAUCUCGAGUUACAACUCGCGCAGGAACAAAAAGAAACCGCAGCGCACAAGCAGCUUGCUCGGGCUCUGGAACAGGAGAAAGGGGAUCAAAGUAAUGAAGUGGCGGCGUUACGCCUAGCGAGUGCCGAAAUGGUCCAGGCGAGAGCCAAGGCCGAGGCAGCAGCUGCUGAACGUGAGACGCGUUACAGAACACAACUGCACGAGGAAAAUCCCAAACAGAAUUCCACUCGUCGACUCAGUCUCCCUGCAAACUUCUUCGACGAUAGGAACGCGUCGCCGAGAGGGAGAUCGGAACCAUCAUCCGAUAGCUCCGAAGUACGCCCAGUUUACUUCGGAUACCGCAGUAGGGAGAAGGAUCGGCCGGAUGAUAGCAGGCCAGUGAAAAGGCGGCACACCGCGGACCACACGGACCUGGUAGACGCCACCGCGAAGUUUACUAACUUCACGCUUGAAGGACUUCCCCGGAACAGGGCGAGUGGCAGAGCUGACACAUCUCCGUCCCCCAACCAGCGGGCUGCUUCUUCCCCCCUGAUGUACGCAGCGAUAGGGGAUGGUAACCCUUACGCAACCGCCGCCCUGCUCGCGAACGCCUCCCAAAGUGCGCACGCCGAUCACACCAUGGAUGCUGGAGCAUACCUGGACGCCGCACACCACCCAGUGGAGGAUAAAAUUGAUUCCAGGCCAUCUAGUCGAGUCUCAUUUGGUGAAUGCGGGGCAGAAAAUCUCAGCAAGAGCGUUCCGUGUUUUGCAGCGGAAGGUGCUCAAAUUUGCAGAGCUCGCGCGGGUCAGGAACAAGGACGGCAAAUGAAGACUUUUCUUAUAGCAAUAAGUUCAUGAGAGAAUAAUUAAUAUAUAAAAGGUUCUGGCACGCGGUUAGAAAUAAGCGGGAGAGCAUGACCACCACGAAUGGCUGAGGCUUCGACGUGGUAACAUCGAUAAAUUCUCUCUCUCUCAUUGGCUCAGGUUUGUUGUCGGAUACGCUUUUACCACCACGCGAUCUUCUUUGGGCUCUCGGUCAACGAGCAGUACAAAUUGAUCUCAUCAGUUUAGACGAGGAAUCUGAUCUGCUGCAAUGGGCCCGGGCCUUUACGACGCUCGCCGCGAAUAAACUUUUGACCAAGUCGGCUUGGAACAAAGCGGUCGAAGACCCAUCGCGUGUUCCGAAAAAGACGGAGGCGCUGGCGUGGCCGUUUGGAUAUCUAGUGGCGGAGCAAUCUGCUGCCUUAGAGCUGCUCGAGGGCUUGCUGGCAAAAACGGCUUCAGUCGAGUCGACGCAAGUCACUAUGCUCUUCAACCAGGCGGCUUCGUCGGUGCAGACGCUCCAGGUAAUGACGCUAAUGUUGUAGUGCGUCGCAUUAUCAUAACCUAGAUUAGCGCGACCAUUUCCGCAUGCAUUUCAUGAACAAGCGAAGUCUCAGUGCAUUUGAAAUAAAAACACAGGCACAGACUCGCAAGGUCGCCAAAAUAGUAAAAAGGCGCAAGACAGUCAGACCGCAUGACCUGCAGUCAGUGACUAACACGACCGAGGAUGCGGCGAAGAUAGUGCUCGGAGAGUACCGCCACACUUCUCUACUGCUGGCACCAUACACGUUAGCCGAUUUAUGGCGCGAGCCGCGGGAGAGCACAUUUGAGUUGUGCGCAUCGUUGAAAGAGCGAAUCCGCGCGCGGCACGUGAGCGACUCGUUCCUGCAGAAGGACGCUGCAAAAGGUUUUGUGUUGUAUUUCGACUACCUCCAGAACAUUCAGGCGAAAGUCGUCGCGUCCAAUAAAGAGAAAGCCAAACCCGAGAAGGAUCGGAGCCCCGCGUUGAUUUUCAAGGAGCCAAGCUUGGAUGAGUUUGUUGCAGGUACGAGUGCGCAGCUUUAGACUGCGUUUUGCAUGCGGAGUCAGAAGCUUAAUUGAUACUUGGCUACGCAUAAGCAGCUUGUCAAGCAUUCACAUAAAAAACGUACAUGAUAUCAGGUGUAGCAGACUUGCAUCGGAUUGCCGAAGAGUGGUCCGAGGAGGCUGUGGCUGCCGCAGAACGGUUGAAAACCAGCAAGGGAAUCCCCAGCGGGGGAGUAAGAGCGAUCGCAGCCAAAGGUAGUAAUCGAGUGCGCGCUGCGGCCACAACCAAAGGUGCGAAAUCGCAGGAGGUAGUGCCGAACCGUAGUCGCAGGAACUCGGACGAUAACGCACCGCGAGGAGGCAAGCGGAGCAGCAGUAAAAAAGGAAGUACGGGGAAGGACACUUGGCGUCGGUCAUCGUCAGCGGAUAGCUGGGGUUUCCGCCAGGGAGGAGCUGGCUCGUGGGAGCAAGGCGCGGGCUACUAUCGUGCAGACCCCUUUUACGCCCCCGACCACUACCACUACCAGCAGCAGCAAGGGUUCGGCAGUCACCCGUACGCUGCGUACGAUCCGAACGUCGCGGGAGCGCCGAAGGGCCAGUUCGGGUCCCCCACGCCGCCUCCGUUCGGAAGUGGCACCAAGGGCGAUUUCAAGGGCAAGAAAGGCAAAAACAAGUACGGUAAGAACGACUGGAACCCGUCCAAGGAUGGCAAGGGCGACCGCAAGCCACCGGGCUCGCGCAUCACAGAACGCAGGGCGAAAUUAGUAGUAGCUUAUAAGAGCAAAGCAACUGAGGAAGAGCUGCGUAAAGACACUAAGUUGUGUGCUUUCCUGUGUUGUUCUCUCAACAAAGUUAAGUUAGACUCGGGCGAGGAAGUGUAUUGCCCCGCCACGGACGCGGAAUGCACCCGCGAUCAUCCAUACUCCAAGCAAAAGAGCGCAGAGCUUCAUAAAAGAUAACUCCAAGAAAGAAUGUGAAAAAUAAAUAAUAUAUUAUUUGGAAACGUGCCGCAGAAUGCAGUGCGUCACGGGUGGGCUCCCAAGCUGUAAAUCCCCAGAUCUUAUCAGACUUUAGAGCUCUGUUUGUUUCGAACUGUAUUUCUACAGAGCUACUUUUGAUCUGCGCCUUCUUGUUGUUACACUGUAAAAAGCAAGACCGCGACUGUUACACAAAAUAUCUGACGGCGAGCUAGGCUACCACAUGCCAGCUACGCACAAGCCACAGUCGGUGUUCUUAUGUGCGCCACUCAUGGGGGCUCGUAAACAACGCAGUACGGAUUCGAGUCCAGUCGUCGCUCCAGGUCGUGCAAGCCAGCAAUAUUCGUGCGCCAAAAAAUAUUCACGAAAGUGUCCCUCAAUUCGUCGGGUUCUUCUUCUCCGCAUUACUCGGCGCCUCGCCAUCGUACGGCAAUUCGUCGCGAACUAUCGCUAAGUCGUAAGUGCGAGGCUCUUCGUCAUACUCGUGACCAGUAAAGCUUAUUCUCACCAGCAUCACAUACAAAAACCUACCCGCAAAGCAGAGCACUCAGACCCUUUUUGGUAAGUAAUUUUUUUUCAAAUCUGGAUCCCGCAGUCAACGAGACCAAGUUGCCGCCAGCGUUUUGCUUUUUCCAAAAAGCAAACGGGAGUGUCGUUGUGCGUAUAUGUAAAUGUCCUGCCGAACAUGCCGCGUCCUAAAAAACGUAAAAUUCAAAAGCGUGAGGAAAUGCCGGAACGUGGCGGCUUCCCGGAAGCAGGCACAGAUGAGGUCGGAGAAAAUUACGACCACGAGGACACUCUCACACAGGAGAGACGCAACGCAAUUGACAAGCUGCGAGGUAGGCAGAAAAUGGCCGACCUGAAGCGCAUCGAUCCAGUCCGAGAAGGCAAGGAUCAAGGCGUUGUUAGACGAGCUCGACCAGUUCUUGCUCGCAAACCAAACAAGCACCAGGGCGAUGAGUUCGAGCAACUCAAGGUGGAGAUAUCUCCGCACAUUUGCAAAAUAAACCAGAUGUUUAUAGGAACGGGCAAGGAGUUCGGGACGAGGAGACACAGCUCCUUCGCGAUGCGCACCAUCGCCGAGAGAUGCGAAUUCCUCAACGAGAACAAAAGAGAAAUGAGAUACGGGAAGCAGGGAUUCGCAAGCCUUGGGCUCCCCGAGGAAGGAGAAGUACCGCGGUACGGCGCAUGGCCGACAGGUCGGAAACUCUCACAAGAAGAAGUUCAGAGAUUGCAGGACUUCUCUUUCCACGAUCCGGCGCGGCGCCAGGCUGUCGCUGCAGCGCAGCAGAAACAAAAAGCACCACCCGAAGGUGCGGACCUGGACACUCAUACCAGGUGCUACGCAGCGUACGCACAGCUGCUGACGGACGGAGUCGCUGAGUUAAUCCCUGAAGACGAGGCCGAAGCGAUGAAAGCCAAGGGCGACUAUUUCGUGGACGUGUUCGGCUUGGGCCAGCGACCUGAUGAUGAGGGUCGGUUCCAGAAGGUGCGCCCGAUUUCAGACGAAUCGGUCCGCAGUGAGCAGCUCUCGCCGCCAACCGAACACAUGGCACUACCAGGAAUCCCAGCUAUAAUGCAGGGCGUAGUAUAUGCCAUGAGUCCGGAAUUAGAGGGGCGGUUCGCACAGGACAAAAAAGACGCGUUGCGGUCAGUUGCUGAGGGACGUAAGAAAGCUGCUGCAGCUGGUCGGAAGAAAAUGAUGUGGCGGGACGUCACUACCUUGCCGCGCGGAAAGCAACGAUAUGCCGGCCAGUCCUUCACCCCAUCCUUCACGAAAAAUGACUUACAGAUGGCGUAUUUUCAAUACGGAGUCCGCCAUCCCCGGCGCAAUAUGUGCCGCAUAUACAACCCGCACACGGGUAAAUUUGAACACGGGCGCCUUUUGUGUCUUAAUUUCUAUCGCCAAAAACAACCCCUCCCUCUUUGGAUAACUGUUGGCGAACUCUUGUUGCAAUUGCUCGCACAGAGCCGCCCCCGGCGCCAGGCUCUCUAUUUUCGCGCUAAUUUUCCUACAGUCGGCGCUCUUGCGGGGGCGCUAAUUUCUUGUCUAAGUUUUUGUCUAAUUUCUUGUCUAAUUUCCUGUCUAAGUUUUUGCCUAAUUUCUUGUCUAUUUUCCUGUCUAUUUUUUUGCCUAUUUUCCUGUCUAUAUUCGCGGUCUUUGCCGCCUCUAAUUUCUGUCUAAGCAGCGGCCUUGGCCGCUUCGGCUGCUGUCUAUUUUUUGUCUAAUUUGCCCAGUUGGGCAAUUUGCGUGCGAUUUUGCCUAUGUCGGCCGUUGCUCUGAAAUUUAGGCGCAAACUUAGAAAAUUUCGGGACGUGGUCAAGAACGGAUGAAAGGGAAGGCGGCGCAAUUGCUUCGACACUGCGCCUUUCAGGCGGGUCAACGGCGAUGGGCACAAGCGUCUGCGUUCUGCAAGUCGCCCGCGCCCCGCCUGUGUCCCCGGCAAGGGUUGCCCGCCUCGGCCUAUUGCCCAGGGCGGGCUUGCUCGCCGAGGCUAGGGCUUGGGCGGUUCAAAAAAUAGCGGGAAUUUAGGCAGUCGCCCGCCGGGGCUGGCUCUCCGCGAAAUUACAUGACGUGCGCAAAUUCGGCAAAACAAAACUCAGCGCAAACACCGCGAGGAAGGGUUGUUUUUUCUAGAUGCAUACUCGCGGCAAUAUCCACUCGGUGUUCGGAUUCACCGGCGCGAGUAGCGAGCUAUUAAAUCGCUACAUCAGCUGCGUAUUGGAAAUGCCGGCGUUCGUUUACAUCGACGAUAUCAUUACGAUGUCGGGCAAUGUGCUGGGCAAGGUCUAUAGCGACGCGGUGCGGCGUUUGUGCGCGAUGAUCGGAAUCGCGGUAGCACCAUCCAAGGUGGAAUUCGCGAACCUCGCCGAAAGGUGCGAAGUCCUGGGCAUCCGAGUCGAGGUCUUUCCGGUGAAAGUUUUGCUCUCUCUGUCACCGAAAAAGGUAAAGCAGGUUACCGAGGAGAUAGAUGCUGUUGCUAAAAUCUUACAGUCGUCGCAGUGCCACACCUUGUUCAAGAGGCUGCAAAAACUACAGGGCUCAUUGAUGUACGCGCUCUACCAACGACGCUACCGCCGCAGCAUGCCGCGCAUAAAGCAGCUGUAUGCCCUCACCACGUCGCCUGCCAAGUUCCGCCACGCGAUUCAGGCCGAGGGAACUCGCGCGACCCUGGUGGUCAUGCUCGCGCAGGCAAGCAAAAUAAUCGCAGCUAACGAACCAACCGAGAUCGCACAGGAUGUUGCGGCACAAGAACGGGCGCACCUCAUGGCCGAUGCGUCAGCCGAUCAUGGUGAAGUAGCUUACGGCGGGGCUCUGUUCCAGAACAACCAGUCGUCCGUCGGUUUCUCGCUGUUCAAACAAACGGGAAAAGGAAUUGCCGGAAUUCCUGAAGCGCUCGCGCAUCUUGACGCGCGAGAUGGUGGCGAUCGCAAUCGCAAUAAAACUUUUUGCAGAACAGUUGGAGAACAAGAAUUGCGCUAGUCACGUAGAUAAUAGCGCGGCGACGUACGGGAUAGUGAAGGGAGACCUUCGCAGCCACAAACCCGCCGCUGCCGCGGCGUAUUUGUGUGAAGUUUUCUACGCUUCAAAAAGUUGGCUUUAUCAUGGGUAUAUUAGCACACAUCUUAACGCUUCAGAUGCGUGCACAAGACGCGACAUGCUGAGUGAUCUGUUAGAGUUUUACAAUACAUCGCUCCCCUUUUCUAACCACCAGGUAGAGUCUGCGUUCAUUCAAGUAGUUCAGGAAAUCAAAGACGUGUGCGAUAAGUUUGACAAGCUGCAUUUGUAAAGUCUCUUUGGCACUGGGCAGACAAUAGGGAAACUUGGCGUCCUUUUACAUUUUUGCACAUGACAAACCUGAAGCACAAAACUCGACUCUAAUCAUUCGGUAUCAUAGAAAAAUGGGAGAAAGUCUCGGCCUGUUCAGUUGAUAACACAACAUGACCACGCGACAAUCGGUAUCGUCUUGCGAUUUAUCGCACGCACCCCGUUCGAUCGAGAGUAACGUCGUUGGACUAAUUGAGAGCGCCCUGUAGUUCUCGACGAGUCGGUUAGGCGAUCAGUAGCCUGACCUAAAGAAUCAUAAAAAAUGAAAACAACACUAGUAAGCUGCAUCCACAGAGCAGCGUCUUAAUAAAUGUAGUGCCCGCGUUCAAACCAUUCCCCGUUUUUAGAUCUGGAUAACAGCACAUUGUCUUCUCUGGAGCCACGCGCAUGCUUUUGCAACAAUCUCAUUUGUGUUAAGUAUCGUGCCAGUAAAUCUUUGCCCUUGUUCGUAAAGCCUCAUUGUCCUUAUUGCCGAACAUGGUGCCUGCAGAAACCACAUUUGCUAACACAAACGGGCCCCAUGCCGUUGGGCCCCUUCUAUCUGAAUCCGACAGGAAGAAAGCCCGCAUCAGGGAGCGGCCCCCUCGUGAUUUAGUGGGCCUUAGCCGCGGCACCCAAAAUAAUUAUUAUAAUGGGACGCGUGAGUGCUUGGAUCGAUGGGCAACAGCGGUGCGGAACAAGCGCACGCCCCCCAUUGUGUCCCGCUACUACUCCAACUUGUGGAAGCUGCCAGACGAGUUGGUGUUACGGUUGUGGCCCGAGGAGGAAGUUUUUGCGCUGAAAGAUCACGGCCUCAGUCACCGUAAUUCAAAGUGGCGCGUCUGGAUGUAUUACUGCAUGACCCAGGAGCCCAGUUUUUUCAUGAAGCUGGACAGCCUCCCGACUACGCGGGAGGGGAUGGCGUUGCUACGACGCAAACAUCCCAGCGCUCUGUGGUCGGAUUUACAAAAAUUCGGCCAGUUUUUGGUAGACCACGAAUAUGGCGAUCCGUUGGUCUACCUAUCUUUGGUCGCCCAGCGUUUGCGUUCUCUCAACGGCUUAGAAAAGACUAACGGAUGGAGGGGAUCGCUGCAGACAUUUACCUUCGAAAAUGUGCGACGCAUGCUGGAGCCAGUCAUGCGAACAAAAGCCCUUCCCCCCGAUUUCGCAAAGGUGUCGACUCUCCCGCCUCGCGACCUGCGCAUCUUUUUGCAGUGGUGGGUAACUGGCCUGCGGCCAAGGUCGUCUACGUCGAUCAGAGUGGAGUACGCUCGUCCCGACACGACCUUCACCGAUUUCAUGGAAAUCCCCAUCCCCAGCAUGAAGUGCUUGCCUACGCCUGGCGAACAAUUCGCAGCACGCGUUCCGAUGGACAUCUGGGACCCGUUAGUGUUCCCUGUCAUGAUCAAGGACCUGUUGCGCAUUACAAAAGCGCUUGGAGCCACAUUGUACGGCCCUCGCCGUGGGCUUGCGAUUGCGUUGCGGCUGCGCGCCAUCCAAAGUGGGUGCCUUCCGGGCGGUUCCCCUAAGGAACGCAGAAAAUGCGACAUCUGCAAGGCUCGUGUUAACAAGUGGCUCGGCUGGGCCCACCGUUCCAUGUUGUGGGAAAAGGAGUACACGGCCGAUCUGAUCCACUACGUUGAUAAAUCUUUUCUGUUACAUCCGGCAGUGGAAAAGUUUUUUGUUGUCACCGAUGCUGAUCCCGAAAUGCCAACUGACGUCCCCUCCGACGAAGAGGAGAUCGACCCGGAUGACAACGCGAACUUCUCUGCGCUGGAGAGUGCGACCGGGUGCACUAGGCCGAGCCCGGCAGGAUUGUUCGGAUCUAUAACUCGAGGGCAGAUAGAUGAUUCCAGUCACAAGAAGGUGUGAAGCCGACUAAUCUAUAACAGUUGGCGGAAAGGAGCGCUCUUGAGCGAGAGAAUUCGCGAGUGAGAAGCAGCGAGCCUCCGAGGCUACUCGCAGGACGUACGUCUGACCCGAAGGACCCCGGUCUUCGCGGAAAAACUACACCUGCGAGGAAUUACGAGACCGCGUCGUAGAGUACCUUCGCCCCUGGGAGUGAAGGGCGACUCCGAGCCGACGCGGGCUGCCUCUCGUGCUAAUAGAUUAGCUCUCGCGCAGCAUAGCACGGACUAUCAGUCGAACUCAUGCAAAGUUCUGACUCCUCCCCACACGUGUGAGAGUUGCAGCGAAGUUCAAGUCUAUUUUUCUGAUGCAAGAUAAGCCCCUUGCUCGAUUGAAUACUGUGCUGCAUACCGGAUUGGGCUGGCAUUGUUGCGGUUUGACGUGGACGGAAACGGCAUGCUAAACGCCACGGAAUACAGCCAGUUCAUUUUGCAGCAGUGGUCCCAUCGUGACAGGCAUCGGAGAAGGACGGGUAACGGAUACAGAACCGAAACCAAUUACACAUCGUCUGAAUAUAAAUCGAACACCAAACAGGACGACGACGAGGGCAGCGGUAGUAACUCUGACGCUGAGUUGUGUUUCUCGAAUAUUGACAAAGGCACAAACCAGGACGGACAGAUUUCUCCCCUCGAAAUCUUGGCAGUGGGGUGCGCACAGCACUGCAGGAAGCGACAGUGCGCGACGAGCAACCCCGAAAAUCGAACCCGCAUUUUCCCACCAAAUAAUAAACCAACUGCUCAAUCAAGCUCUCACGACUCCCCCCCCUCCUACCUGGAAGUCAGUAGCAGUGAAAGUGGUAGCAGUACUAGUAGUGAUCACAGCGGCAGUACUUCGUCGCAGAGCAGCGUCUCGAAAUGGUUCUCGGGGUUAUUUACGUCGGCUUCGCCUUUCCAAAAUAGCUGUGGAGUGCCUGCCCCCGUUGCAUUUGCGUGUUGCAGGGAGCCACCGAUCGGUGACGCAUACGAGGAGAGAGUGUUUGAGUUUCCUAAAGACCACUACGACAUGUAUCCACCAGGAGAUGGAGUCCAUGGAACAGAAUCAGAAUACCGAGACCAGUACAGCCCCCGUGGAACAGAAUUUCGAGACCAGGAGAUGGAGUCAAUUGCACUAAACAACGUGCGGAGCGGGAGGGACCAGAGACGCGUCCGCACCAAUUUAUUUGGACAUGCUGGCGGAGAAGUUGUCCCCUGCUGGUAAUACUGAUACAAUCCUUCACUGUCAGGAACAGGAACUGCCGGCAUCCGAAAAGCCAAAAUGAAAAUGCAUCGUGCUUUCUCAAUAUAAAGACAUUGUUUUUUGUUUACAGCAUGAACUUCGAAAAAAAAAACCGCUGAGUCGCGCUGCCUACGCGCACACGAGUGCAAGGCGGUAGUGUUUGCGUGCCGUUGUAGUUCUUGCAGGCCCCACAAUUAGACUCGAGAACCCUGUUGCACAUUUUUGGCUAUAGCUAGGGCACAGGAGUACUACUAAGCGACCACGACGAGUGCUCUAGUAUGUGUUCCGCCCCCGCCCCCGCGUCAUCAUCGAUGAAAACGAAUCGGGGCCCUGCUGUUUGGUUCUUUUGACCUAUAUUCCAGCCCCUCAAGAAGAACA
Messenger RNA from Amoebophrya sp. A120, 42061 nucleotides. The record is from the annotation of a GenBank genome assembly. NCBI's taxonomy places the organism in Eukaryota, Dinophyceae, Syndiniales, Amoebophryaceae.